AUGGCUCCCAGAGACGACUCGCCCGUCAUGGGUACUGGAGAUGGUUCUCCUGGUGAUAAGAAGAUGAUCACAACCAUAGUUGUUGUCGUCUGUGUGUCAAUUGUCCUCACUCUGGUUGCGUAUGGUAUCUUUCACUUUUGCCGAAGACGCUCCAAUCGUCGGCGUGCUCCAGAUAUUGAAGACGGCUCCGAUGAUGGACAGUUAUCUCUUGAAGGGGCUCUCCAAGACCUUGAGCCACCCGGGGGCUUUAGAGGACAAGGAUUCCCACGAGCGCUAUCGUUUCGACGUACCCUCAAUCGGCUCACGGCGGCAUUGAGCUCCAAUCCGCCUACCCAGGCAGACAUUGACACAGCGAGACGCGGAGGCCUAUCCAGUGUUGAUGGUGGUCACGACAAUGAUGCUGACGGUAUCGUGAAUGAAGUUCAUCAGGACCCCUAUACCCAUGACCCCAGUUAUGAAGCAGCUUGCCCCACCUCAGAUAGACUCGCAUGCAGCCUAGGACGUUGUGAUCCCCUCACUGCAGAUUUCUAUCAGAACCACACGCAUGCUUCUCUUGUCCCAGAGCCUCUGAAUUCUGCAAGGUUGACCAAACGGACGAGACACGGUUCUCUUCAGCAGUCUCCAUCCAGUAGCAUGACUGUUGCAAACGGACAGCUGGUUGCACAGAGACCGGCAUCGUUAUCUGACGUCGAUGGCCUUGAACCAGACCCGGAGAUCAUAAUCCCCCAAGCACACUCAUUCAUCAUCAAUGACUGGCCUGUUCAUCGUCCUACAGAGUCCCCAGACCCAUCCGUUAAUGCUACAACUCGUAACAUCGACUGGCAUACCCCCCCUCCUGAAGAAACCAUCGAACGUUCGCGCAACGCACGUGAACGCCUCGAGUGGGAGGAAGCGGCAAGACAGAUAGUUUUGCAGCGUGCCAGAGACGCCGAGGAGUGGCUCUCUGACGAGGAAGUGAGUAAUCAAGUCCAGCAGAUGUACCAGCGAAGUAGCCGUUACCGACUUGAGCCCAACACAUACGACCCUGCCACGCCACUCAGCACGUCCCAAGAGAACUCUCCAUUGUCUGGUGGGCGUGAUCGUCGUGACCGCAGCAGUCGAGUAUCUUCAGGGGCACUCCAUCCGGUCACGAAUCUACAGGCAUUCUUGGUGACUUCUCAAGAGCCAGCAUUAGCGUCAUCGCAAGUGUUGCCCCUGCCUUCUGAUUCGCCGACAUCGUCACCGCCGCCUCCGUACGCGGCUCCUACAUGCCACGAUGAUUAAGAAAGUUUUGUGUUGCUUAUUAGGCUUCAUGUGUGUUUUUAUUACUUGUUGCAGCUACUGACCAAACGGGUUAUUCAAUGUUAUGACUAGUACAGGAGAGAAAGGAUCAACGCGCUUUAUUUUUGCUUUCCUCGGAUAGCUCCCUUCUUACUACACACAAAGAUCUCAUGUACAGUACUGUAGCUAUUAGAUUGAUCAAAAACAGAGCUUUUCCCCAUCGUAAUUAUCGUCUACAUUAUGAAAUUAAAUAUCUACAGCCAUCCAAAUCGACUUAUCAUACAUCAUUGUACCUAAUGGCACGAGAAUACCGCCCGUCAUUUUUCGCCGCGGCGGCCCAGUCCGAUGAAAAUGCACCUCAACCCUAUACUCCAGCCACCCAAAGUACAUGCAGUAAAAGCGUGAUAUACAAGUAAACUUAUGUCAGUAAGCGUAC
Messenger RNA from Xylaria bambusicola, 1696 nucleotides. RefSeq lists its product as uncharacterized. The record is from RefSeq and is a predicted model, not a curated record. The transcript has 3 exons. NCBI's taxonomy places the organism in Eukaryota, Fungi, Ascomycota, Sordariomycetes, Xylariales, Xylariaceae. Bases 1 to 1263 code for a protein of 420 amino acids.